CCUGUCAUUCCCAUCCCAAUUACCGUUAAUUCCUCCUCACUGUAUAAAGCGCUUCCCACUUUGCUUGACUCGACACUGUACUCUCUCCGCCUUCCGUUGUCGUCGUCGUCCUCCUCCUCCUCCUCCUCCUCCUCCAUUUCUUCGAGGGAGAGAGAGAGAGCGCGGGGAAAUGGGAGCUUACUGCAAUGAAGACCUCUGCCUCCCGCUGCACAGCUUCGCCUCUCCGCAGCAGGAUCUCCGCCUCUCCAAGCACGUCCACGACAACGUACACGGCAACAUCUACCUCGAUCCUCUCUCUUUGAAGUUUAUUGAUACCGAGCAGUUUCAGAGGCUUCGUGACUUGAAGCAACUCGGGGUGACAAACAUGGUGUAUCCUGGGGCUGUUCAUUCUCGGUUUGAACAUUCUCUUGGCGUGUACUGGCUUGCUGGUGAAGCUAUUCAAAAGCUUAAAAAUUAUCAAGGCAUGGAGCUCGGAAUUGAUCGGUUUGACAUCCAGACUGUUAAAAUUGCAGGACUUCUUCAUGAUGUUGGCCAUGGACCUUUUAGUCACUUAUUUGAAAGGGAAUUUCUUCCGCUGGUUAUGAGUGGCUCCAAAUGGUCUCAUGAGGACAUGUCCGUGAAGAUGGUUGACCAUAUUGUGGAUGAACAUCACAUUGAAAUUGACCCUGAAAUGCUUAAGAGAGUUAAGGAGAUGAUUGUUGCCAGCACCACACAUGCACUGCCCAAAGGAAUGAAGGAGAAACUCUUUCUAUAUGACAUUGUUGCAAAUGGUCGAAAUGGUAUUGAUGUGGACAAGUUCGAUUACAUUGUACGAGACUGUCGUGCAUGUGGUUUGGGAUGCAAUUUCCAGUUUCAAAGGUUAAUGGAGACAAUGCGGGUUAUGGGUGAUGAGAUCUGCUAUCGCACGAAGGACUAUCUUACUAUUCACAAGAUGUUUGCCACUCGUGCUGACCUGUAUCGAACAGUAUAUACACACCCAAAAGUGAAGGCUAUAGAGCUGAUGAUAGUAGAUGCCUUGGUGAAAGCAAAUGAUUAUCUGCAAAUAUCUUCGUACAUUCAUGACCCUCGUGAAUACUGGAAGUUAGAUGACACAAUAAUCAAAACCAUUGAGACAGCUCCAGACCAAUCGCUCAGUGAAUCUAGGGAUUUGAUCCUACGGAUCCGCAGAAGGGAGUUGUACCAGUUCUGUAAUGAGUAUGCUGUUCCAAAGGAUAAAAUAGAGCACUUCAAAAAAGUCACUGCCCAUGACAUUGUUUGUUCUCAGAAAAAUGCUGGAGUAGCUCUCAAAGAGGAUGAUGUUGCUGUCAGCAAUGUUAAAAUCGAUUUGACCCGAGGAAAGCACAAUCCUCUUGAAAGCAUCAACUUCUUCAAGGACUACGAGAGUGACGAGAAAUUCACCAUUCCUGAUGACCGAAUAAGCCACCUGCUCCCGACAUCUUACCAAGACAUGAUUGUGAGAGUUUACUCCAAAAAGCCCGAACUGGUGGGUGUAAUUGCCGAGGCCUUUGAGAACUUUCAGUUGAAGACUUAUGGAAUCAAAGCGCAGGUGCAUGCAACACCAGAGAAGAAGAAGCGGCGAUUAUGAUCCCCUCAUCGUGGAGGUUUGCAGUUCUUCUAGGUCUCCAUCUGCAUCGAUAUACACAGUAAAUUCAAAUCCGAAAGUAGUCUCAUAUAUGCCACAUACGCUUAUGGAUUUUGCAAUACGGGGAAGUGUCUACAGUAGAUUUUGUAUAGUUCAUUUGACGCAUGCAUGGUGCAACAUUUUACUAUAGAAGCUAGGACACUCGAGAGUACGCACCGUAAAAUUUGAGUCAUUCAUCCGGCUCGAGUUUCAUAUCAAUACAUAUAUAUGAGCUAAUAAUUGUGGAAAGUCAUUUUGAUGAAAUCGAAACGCCCCCACUGUUUCUUUGAC
Messenger RNA from Punica granatum (pomegranate), 1912 nucleotides. The record is from RefSeq and is a predicted model, not a curated record. Lineage: Eukaryota; Viridiplantae; Streptophyta; Magnoliopsida; Myrtales; Lythraceae.